This is a messenger RNA of Mycotypha africana, 1491 nucleotides long. RefSeq names its product major facilitator superfamily domain-containing protein. Gene Ontology annotation, molecular function: hexose transmembrane transporter activity. The transcript has 2 exons. Gene Ontology annotation, cellular component: membrane. NCBI's taxonomy places the organism in Eukaryota, Fungi, Mucoromycota, Mucoromycetes, Mucorales, Mycotyphaceae. The record is from RefSeq and is a predicted model, not a curated record. Bases 1 to 1491 code for a protein of 496 amino acids. Gene Ontology annotation, biological process: monosaccharide transmembrane transport.
AUGGUGUACUGUGUACUUAUCGCUUGUUUAGAACCCUUUGCAAACGGUUGGGUCUCAGGUUCAUCCAACGUACCUGGUACAGUCACUCACGUUUGUGAGCACGGUAUGGCUCAUGUUGCUUCAAAAGGUCUUCCUGAUUGUUUGCCCAUGACCACCGCCCUUUGGGGUUUUGCUGUCUCCUCUUUCUGUGUAGGUGGUCUGAUUUCUGCUCUUUUCGGUGGUAAUCUCCAAGAGAAACUGGGUCGUCGUUUAACCAUUAUCGUCAAUAACUUUGGCUUCAUCAUUGGUUCCUUGCUUUGCUGUGUGGCUGUCCAUCAAGCCAUGUUUAUCAUCGGUCGUAUCCUCUGUGGUAUCUCCUGUGGUCUCGGUUCUCUUGUGGUGCCUACUUACAUUGGUGAAGUGUCUACUAUCAAGGGCCGUGGUACGAUGGGUACAUGCAAUCAAUUCUUGAUUGUCAUUGGUCUUCUUUUGGCGUCUGCUAUCGGUCUCCCUCUUGCCAAGGUCCCUCUCUGGCGUAUCAAUUAUGCUAUCACUGCUUUCCCUGCUAUCGCUCAAGUCUUCUUGAUGGCUACGUGUGCUGAGUCUCCUCGUUGGUUAGUCAGCAAGAGCCGUUUUGAAGAAGCUCGUGCUACUCUUCAAAAGCUCCGUGGCAACUGUAACAUUGAACAAGAAUUCUACGAUAUGGUCGAAGGUAUCCAUGGCGCUGAAGUCGCUGGCACUGUCUCCAAUGGCCACUCUCGUCGCGAAGGCAUGGACAUGAUCGACUCCAAGGAGGGCGCUGAAAUCAACGACACCACCGAUGUGGAACUCAAGGCUGCCGGUGAGGACGUUGCUGACAAAGAAAACAUGAGCAUGUUGCAAGUGAUGAAGGACCCUGUCAUGCGUCGUAUUGGUUUCACUGUCUUUGUCCAUCACAUUAUCCAACAAUUGUCGGGUAUGAACGCUGUCAUGUACUACUCUACCAAUAUUUUCUUGCUCGCUUUCAAUAACUCUCAAUCCAUGGCUCAGCUGAUGGCUAUCAUCACCACCAUUGUUAACUUUGUCGCUACAAUCGUCACUGUCAUCGUCAUUGAUCGUUUCGGUCGUCGUCCUUUGUUGCUCAUUGCCGAAGCCGGUACUUGUAUCUUCUCUGUCCUUUUGGUCAUCGGUUACAAAGUCAACUCUCCGGGUCUUUUGAUCGCCUCUGUCUUUUUGUACGUCGCUUCUUUCGCCCUUGGUAUUGGUCCUAUUCCUUGGAUGAUUACCUCUGAAAUGACACCCACCCACGCUGCCUCCGCCGUCGGUGCUGCUUCUACCUGUAUCAAUUGGUGUAUGAAUUUCGUCAUUGGUCAAAUCUUCCCUGUCAUCUUUGCUGCCAUCGAAGGCUGGUCCUUUUUGAUUUUCGCCGUCAUUUGUCUUUUAUCCUUCUUGUUUACCUUUUUCUUCCUCCCUGAAACCAAGGGUCGCUCCAUUGAAAGCAUUGCUAGAGGCUACGAAAAGUAUAGAAAAUAA